AUGGGAAGCCUCUGCUCCAAGAGCGCCAAUCCACCCGAACCAUUUGCACAGCCAGGCCGUGUACUCGGGACAAGCCCUCAUCCCCCUCCCCAGGCACCCCGUGCAUCGCUAUCGGCCAGUACAGGGAGAACUCUCGGCGGUGCCCACAGCCCGGGUCAAGGGAAGGAUGACCCGCGGAAUGCGGCAGCGCGUGCUGCAGAGGAACGAGCCGCGAGACAAUCAUCGGCUGCAAAGAAGGGCAAACUCAGCUCGCAGCUCGCCGCGCAGAAAGCGCAGACUCGAAGCGAGACCCUCGAUGAAGCGAGUCGCCAUAACCGUGCCACGAGAGAGGCUGAUGCGGCUGCUACUGUGAGGAGGUGGGACUGAGAACGUUAUCUUUGGUCCCAGGCUUUUUUUUUCUUUCUUUCUUUUAAGUUGGACCGUUGAGAUGCGAGAUGCGCGAGGGACGUGACUGGAUUGGAUCUUCUUCGAUGUUUGUUCGGUUUCCAGAACAAAGCCGUGCCAUGGGCAUCUGUUUCUUUUCGUCCUUCUGUUCUUCUCCUUUGGGUACAUGUUCAUUUUUCACCUUCCUCUUCUGGCUGUUGACCAUAGGGACGGCGUUUUUUCUUUUUUUUCCCGGAUUUCCGUAGGAACUGUGCUUCUCUCUUUCUCUCU
Messenger RNA from Histoplasma capsulatum G186AR, 654 nucleotides. RefSeq lists its product as uncharacterized. The record is from RefSeq and is a predicted model, not a curated record. The transcript has 2 exons. Lineage: Eukaryota; Fungi; Ascomycota; Eurotiomycetes; Onygenales; Ajellomycetaceae. Bases 1 to 366 code for a protein of 121 amino acids.